AUGUCAGCAGCAUUACUUCGUCAAGCAACAUAUGGAACAUUCAAAAUUGGCAUUUAUCAAACUUUGAAGCGUUUAUUUUCAAAAGAUAUAAGCACUGAAAAAUUAUACAUUAAUGUAGUUAGUGGCAUGUUUUCUGGAGCAGUGGCUAAUGCUCUGGCAUCACCGACGGAUCUCUUAAAAAUUCGAAUGCAAGCGAACCAUCCCAGUAUUCAAAACAAAGGAUUGUUUCGUGCCAUUAUUUCAAUUGCGCAAAAGGAAGGCGUUCGCGGUCUUUGGCGAGGCGUCAUCCCUAAUGCACAACGGGCCGCUGUUGUCUCAGGUGUUGAAUUAUCUAUCUACGAUUGGACAAAAAAACAGUUUCUAUGCCGACUGAGUGGAACCGAUACAAUAAGUACCCAUUUUUUAUGUUCUUUUGUUGCCGGUUUCGCAGGUGCCGUAGCAUCGACACCUAUUGAUGUUGUUCGAACACGUCUGAUGAAUCAAAGUCAAUUGAAAGGACAGUUAUCAAAUCCAUUGAGUACGAAUUAUAAUGGUGCAAUUGAUUGUCUCACUAAGACUGUUAAAAACGAAGGAUUCUUUGCACUUUACAAAGGAUUUGUACCCAAUUGGCUGAGACUCGGCCCAUGGAAUGUUGUCUUUUUUAUUGCUUAUGAACAAUUGAAAAAGAUAAAUCCCCGUUCGAGCAAUGAGUCACCAUUGAUAGAUAAACCUUCAACUAACCCCGCGUGA
Messenger RNA from Didymodactylos carnosus, 729 nucleotides. Lineage: Eukaryota; Metazoa; Rotifera; Eurotatoria; Philodinida; Philodinidae. The record is from the annotation of a GenBank genome assembly.